AUGAAUAGCAAGGCUCAAUAUAGAGUUCCUUUGGGUUAUUUGGGGUUGGACAAGGAGAGAUUCGCAUCAAAAGAAGAUAUUAAGCCGUGGCUACAAGAGCGUCUCUUGAGAUUGGGUAUAAACGUCGUUAUAGAGAGAUCAGAUACCAGUAAGAUCAUAUUCAAGUGCAAAAAUAAGGAAAAGAAAACCAAGAUUGUGGAAGCAAAGAGCAAAAACUCCAAAAUAUCAAUAAGGCGACAUACAACAUGUCCGUUUAAAAUCAGAGCUAACUAUAGCGUAAGGAACAAGGUAUGGAGCAUUCUGGUGAUAAAUGAUACUCAUGACCACAUAUUGGAGACGCCGCAGCCGCAGCCGCAGCAGCAGCCGCAGUCACAGUCACAGUCACAGUCGCAGUCGCAGUCGCAGUCACAAUCACAAUCACAAUCACAGCCGCCAUUAUCUGAUUACACACAGUUACCACAAACUCGAAAUAUCCCUAUAGAUAAAUCAACAACAACAACAACCACAGCAACAACAACCACAACAGCCAAAAACAAUGUAACAACUUCACCACAUCAACCUUCUUUAGCUAAUAUGAAAACUAAAGUUAAUUUGAGUGUACAUAAUACAAAUAAUAAGUCAAAAACGGAUUCUCCCGAGUGUAUAAACGCGAGCGAUAAUCAAAGCUCAUCUAAUUCCAAUUUCUUGAAUAGAAGCGGCGAAGAGUCAAGAGACAGUCCUCCCACAUCGUCGAACCUGAUUGGCGAGGAAUUAUCUAGUAACACGGAUGAAAAUUUGAAUUCGGCUGUUAAAAACUCUUCUUUUCACAAUAACAAUACUAAUAAGAAUGAUGCUAUUAACAAAAAAAGAAAGAACAAGUUUUCUACACUGAAAACCAAAUUGCUUAGGCAGCAAGAAAUUUCCAAACGAGCCCUGAAAUUGUCCAUUAUUGAAGAUCGCGAGAUUAAUAGUUCUCGUAUAAAGGAAUUGCCAAAUUUCCAAUCGCAUCUGGAUACAUUGAAUGAUAAUCAAAGUGAUAGCAACUAUCCACAAAGUGGCCAACUUCCACCGAUAUCAAAUUCAAAGACAAAGCAUCGGCAAUUAUCCGACAAAAUCAAUCCGCAUCGACGUCAGCAUCAACAUUCGCAUUCGCUUCCGAAUGCACAAGCAUUUUCAACUCAAUUGCCUACCCAGCAACCUAUUGAAGAACAUUUUCAACCAAAGACUUAUUCAACAACAUAUACAGUUCACAAUCUUUACAGUGAGGUACGAGAUAUAGUGAGAAACAUGAUCCUUGACGAGCCGAAAUUCAAUCAAAGCCAAAAGACAGAAAUGUUGGAUUCAUUUGUUUCACAAUUGUUGCUUGACUAUAGGGAUCAUCUCAGUCAUAAAUUUAUGCAUUUUUUGAAAGAAAAUUUGUAUGGCGAGGGCCAAAAAAAUGGAAAUGGAAGUGGAAAUGUAAGUGCGAAUGAAAGUGCAAGUGGAAGUGGAAAUGGAAAUGGAAAUGUGAAUGGAAAUGGGAAUAUAAAUGUAAAUGUAAGUGGCACUGUAGUUGAGCAUGUUGCCCAGCCACCGCCGCAGCCGGCACAAGUUUCUCCACAACAGACACACUCAACUCAGCAUCAGAAAAAGACCACUCUCAAUAAUUGGUUAUUGUCCAAUUUAGGUAACAAUACCAUUAAUAGCGCUUCAGCGUCUAUCCCAUUAUCACCUUUGCUAAACGACUCUACUGGAAAUGAGUGUGCGACGACUGCUAAUACCAAUGCCAACAUGUAUGGUAAUGUAUUGGACAAUUUGAACUCGAACCCGCAACCACCACCUCCACUGCAAAUAAAUGGUGCAAGUGUUGCUGUACCAUUAAAUUACAUUCAAAUGGGAACGCAAAUACAAUCUGACCAGAAUCAUAACAAUCAAUUACCGCCAUUAAAUUCCAUUCACAAUAGGAUGCCCUUGAGCUCGACAAAAAGUGAGACAACUGUACCAGUUGAAUAUCCGUCGAUAAAUAGCAAUACGAGUAUGAUCAAUCCUUUAUUAUCUUCACAGUCAAACGGAACGCGAAAUAGCUACAACUACGGGAACACACUUCUUCCGAAUAACACAUCCAUAUUCCCCAAUAUCAAUAGCAAUAGUAGUAGUAGUAACAACAACAACAACAACAAUAAUAAUAAUAGCACCAGUAAUAAUGGCAGCACUUCAUCAACCUUGAUGCCUCCAUUAUACCCUGUAUCAUCAACUUUGAAUCCAUCACAAAUACUCAAACAUUCAACCUCUACGGCGGCCCCCAAUGUGUUGAACAACAACAAUAACUUUGCUAUGAAUUAUAGUAAUUCAUCAAAGGGAUCUAAUUCAUUCCUAAAUUCUAUUGACAAUCCAUCUUUUUUAUUUGGUCCAACUAAUAAUCCCAUAUCAAGCAUUGUACAUCAUCUCAACAAUAACAAUAAUAAUAUCAAUAAUAAUAUCAAUAUCAAUAACAAUAACAAUAACAAUAACAACAGCAACAACAAUAACAACAAUAAUAGUAAUAAUAAUAACAAUAGCAAUAGCAAUACAUCUGCUGUAUCAGCAGCAGCAGCAGCAUCCUUUUCCUUGCUUCCCUUCCAAACAGAGAAGGAUAAUUCAAGUACGAAUAUUUUGAAUAAUAUUCCUUCCUAUGAUACCAGUUGGUAG
This is a messenger RNA of Lodderomyces oxycetoniae, 2646 nucleotides long. It is a transcript of the gene AFT2, whose product is annotated as Aft2p. Gene Ontology annotation, molecular function: DNA-binding transcription factor activity, RNA polymerase II-specific. Gene Ontology annotation, biological process: cellular response to iron ion starvation; positive regulation of transcription by RNA polymerase II. The transcript has a single exon. NCBI's taxonomy places the organism in Eukaryota, Fungi, Ascomycota, Pichiomycetes, Serinales, Debaryomycetaceae. The record is from RefSeq and is a predicted model, not a curated record. The coding region runs from base 1 to 2646 and encodes 881 amino acids.